AUGGACUCCUGUGCCACGCAGAGAAGUCCCUGCACUUCUGAAAAUGUAGCUCGCACGGGAACCUCGGUUUCCAGUACAAUUGCGUUUUCCAAUGCGGCCGGUGUGCCAUUAAAACUAACCCGCAGUGCGGGCAUGCGUGUCCGCAUUUCUUUGUGCGGGUGGUGCGGCUGCAUGGAUUUUCAUGCAGAUCCACAGUGGCAGCACCCGCACAGAUGUGAACCUAGGGUAAUUGAAGAAGCUGAAGUUAGAAGCUGAUUGGCUACCAUGCACAGCUGCACCAGAUUCCGAGUGC
Staurois parvus is the source of this 292-nucleotide messenger RNA. The record is from the annotation of a GenBank genome assembly. Lineage: Eukaryota; Metazoa; Chordata; Amphibia; Anura; Ranidae.